GUCAGAAAGCGAUUUCAACGCGAAGUACAGGAUGACAUCUAUACUUGCGGGUUUAGCCUACCGCUAUCUCGCUUGGUCCGCGCCUUCCCGUUGCCCUUUCCCGUCAGCCAACGGACAGCUGCCUAAACAGACGCCUCCCAUAAGCUUUCCAAUAUAUGUGUACAGCCACCGUGGUGGCAACCUUGAAACCAACGCAGCUGGGCACCGCUUCGUAGAGAACACGCUGCCCGCAUUUCGCAAUUCUGUCGCUCUCGGUGUCGACCUGCUGGAGCUGGACGUGCAGCUUACUCGUGACGGUCAAGCAGCUGUUUUCCAUGACCGUGAGCUAGGACGGCUUUGUGGGCCAGGCUUUAAGGGAAAGCGCAUUGCUGACUUCAGUUACAAGGAUUUGCCUAGACUGGGCUGUGCCCAUUCCAGCCAAGGCAGCCUUAAGCCUUUGGUACAUCAGCACAACUCUGACGAAGAUGAUUUACGAAUCCCGCUUCUUCGCGAAGUCUUCGAGGCCCAUCCCAGCAUACCCAUCCAGAUUGACCUUAAAGUCCCCUCGCAACAGCUGGUCAAUGUCGUGAACGACCUUGUAAGAGAGUACCGCCGCGAGCGUCUGGUGCUCUGGGGCAGCUUCAUUCACACCACCAGCAACGCCCUGUAUGCCGCGAACCCAAGCAUUCCUCUGUUCACAUCUGCCCCUCGUGCCUUUCUGCUACUCGCUGCACAUUCUGCUGGUCGGCUAAAGGACGUGCACAUCUACGAGAGCGCUAUGAUAAUACCUUGGCGCUUCGGUUAUGCGUCCGAAGGAGCCUGGUGGCGCCCUAGCCUGUUGCUACCCGACUUCUUUCGGGAACUCCACUCCAGGGGAGUCUCCGUCGUACUGUUCGGUGGCAUCAACGACGAGGCCACCUUCGAGGCGUGUACGGCAGCGGGGGCCGCCGCGCUGUGCACCGACCACCCCUCCCGCCUGCUGCGCUGGAUGGCAGCGGCUGCAAGGGGCGCACCAGGAGCGGCAGCAGCAGGAGGAGGAGGGGCAGCAGCAGGAGGGGCGGCGACGAUCCCGACAGCAGCAGAGGCGCCGGGAGCAGUGGCCACACCACUGGCGGGGACAGUGCUGCCCACCGCAGUACCGGUGGCGGCGGGAGGGGCAGCAGCGGCGACUCAUGCCGGG
Astrephomene gubernaculifera is the source of this 1159-nucleotide messenger RNA. NCBI's taxonomy places the organism in Eukaryota, Viridiplantae, Chlorophyta, Chlorophyceae, Chlamydomonadales, Astrephomenaceae. The record is from the annotation of a GenBank genome assembly.